Molecule: messenger RNA, 1983 nt
Organism: Hippocampus zosterae (dwarf seahorse)
Lineage: Eukaryota; Metazoa; Chordata; Actinopteri; Syngnathiformes; Syngnathidae
Gene: fbxo4
Product: F-box protein 4
Exons: 7
Coding region: 26-1195 (389 amino acids)
Biological process (GO): protein polyubiquitination; SCF-dependent proteasomal ubiquitin-dependent protein catabolic process
Cellular component (GO): SCF ubiquitin ligase complex
Molecular function (GO): protein binding
Source: RefSeq, a predicted model, not a curated record
UAUAAACCCGAAGUGUCAACAAGUCAUGGCAGGGAAGAUUAAUUUACAGAGCGAAUCAGUCGUCAUUCGAAGCCUACGGCGCUUAAAAGAGAUUUAUUGGCCUUCCGGUGUGAAAGACAUCGAUUUGGAUCACGAAGAGGAAGAACCCGGCUUUUUGGAUUGUUUACCUGUGGACGUGCAGUUCCACAUCAUGACCUUAUUGUCGUCUGUGGACAUCUGUCGCCUGGGAGCAACCAGCCGCUACUGGAGGGCCUUGGUUCAAGACCCGUUGCUGUGGAAGUUUUUUCUUCUCAGAGACAUGCCAUCUUGGACCUCCAUUGAUCACGUAACGAUGCCGCAACUGGAGGCUCCAGAAGGUCCGAUCAUCAGUGAUGAUGCCGAACAGGACGAUUACGAGAGGACAGAAUCCAAAGUCGACUACAAGGCAGAGUAUCUGAAAGCAUGCCCUUCAUGCAGACAAAGAUGGCUUCCUUCGUGGCCACGGUACCGAGUAUUGACAUCCUUUCUGCAGUCUCUUGUGCCCUCAGCCGAACCGCGUUAUGUCAUGUUCGGGCCCGGCAUGGAGCAACUGGAUAUCUCUCUAGUCACCAGGCUGAUACACGCCUCUGAUACCCUACCAAUGACCGUCAUUCCGAGCAGUCAGAUCAAUGGACCUUCAGUGAUCGGCUCUGGCAUCACUUAUAUGUUCAACAACCAGCACAAGUUCAACAUCUUUACACUUUAUUCGACUAACAAAGCAGAGAGGGACCGCGCCAAACUACAGAAGCAGUAUAUGAGUGGUAAACUAUUCACUCUGGUAGGAAGCAAUGACUCGGGCCAUCCGAUCUACAGGCCGGCCCCUCAAGUGCAGCAGGUGUGCCAGGUCGUGGAAGGGGUUAUCUAUGUGGCGAACGCCGAACUGGGGAGAGGUGAAGGAGAGUUUGAGGGGGCUCAAAUCAGUGCUCUGCUGUGCUCCGCUUCCAAACCCUUGCUGGUGCUCUCGUGCGUUUCCAGAGAGGAAAGUGAAGCAGUCGGGACCACUAGAAUGCAAACUUGGCGUCGAACAUCCUGUAUUGACAUGGCAAAGAGACUCAACCUGCCUCAGUUACCUAAUCCCUGGAUGGUGCAGGACACAGUUGCAGAAUCCCUGUCGGGUCUUCUGGAUGGUAUUUCUUGGUUGCUGAGAUCCUCGGGUGUCAAAGUCUAUGAUGGCUAGGGUAACACAGUAACACAUGGACACACACGCUAAUCACGAAAAUCCUUCUAUUUUAAAAGGAAUUGUGUUUCCUUUCUAAAGCACAGCAACACAAAAGAGAAAAUAAAAUAAAAUCAAUACAAACAAAGCAAAAAGCUGAAAAAAGAGGAAACUGGAGUACUUGGAGAAAACCCCCGCAGGCACGGGGAGAACAUGCAAGCUCCACACAGGAAGGGCGGCGCCAGAAUUGAACCCUGCACCUCUGCACUGUGAGACGGACGUGCUAACCAGUUUCUCACCGUGCCACCUUUGUCUUUCGCGUUUGUGGUAAAUUCUGAAUAAAUGCAGCACAUCAUGCAUGCUUUUACUGUGUGCUGUUUGUGUGCUGAUGCUUCAUAGGUUAGCCCUCUCUGCGUUUACAGUUCACAAUGAUUUUGCCAGUCCUGACAAGAUAAUGUGCCUCCCUUAUCCUCUUUUGUUCUGGUUUCCUAGGUGACUGCAAAAAAUCUGUUAAAAGUACCAAUCUACCUAUCAAAAUGUUCCAAAGCCUCCAUAAUCAUUUUUAUUGACGUGCAGGUUUGGUAAUAGUGUGCCGAUUGAUGCAAUUUAGGGGCAUUAAGGCCGCAUGACUUGUGCUUUGUUUUUCCCCAAAAUGAAUUUUCAAGGGAUGUGGGGGAGGCAACCCCUGUGUGUGGGGGGGGGGGGACUCCCUUACCAAAUAAUCUUGUGGUAAAGCUAUCGUGGAACCUUGGAAGUCGAACACCUCAACACCUAAUUCGGUACCGCAUUAAAGGUCGGCACAAUGUGAA